Molecule: messenger RNA, 1109 nt
Organism: Varanus komodoensis (Komodo dragon)
Lineage: Eukaryota; Metazoa; Chordata; Lepidosauria; Squamata; Varanidae
Gene: TMEM18
Product: transmembrane protein 18
Exons: 5
Coding region: 68-481 (137 amino acids)
Cellular component (GO): nuclear membrane
Source: RefSeq, a predicted model, not a curated record
AGUGCGCGUAGCGCUGAGGGGGCCCGGCGGCUUUCCUUAUGCUUCGUGACAUCUCUGCCCGCUUGCCAUGGAGCUUCCAGGGCGCGUGCCUCUCGGAGUCUCCAGGAUCCUGAUGGACACAGACUGGUCUGAACCAUGGAUCUUAGGGCUUGCAUUUUUCCACAUAGCUUGCCUGUUUCUCACAUACUUUUCAUUCCAGCACUACCGCCUGCAAAUAGGACACUUUCUUUCUCUCAUGGUUCUCGUAUUCUGUGCAGAAUAUAUAAAUGAAAUGGCUGCUAUGAAUUGGAGGUUGUUCUCAAAACACCAGUACUUUGAUUCGAAAGGAAUGUUUAUUUCCUUGGUGUUCUCAGCGCCAUUGCUACUCAAUGCCAUCAUCAUUGUGAUUGCUUGGGUCUAUAAAACAGUGAAUGUGAUGACAGAACUAAAAACCAUGCAGCAAAAAAGGAAAGCAAGAAGAGAAAAUAAGAAAAGCGAAUAAAGAAUUCUGUAACUGUGUUUAUUUGGGAGAUGCUUACUGUCAGUCUUAACAUUGUGAUAUUGGAAGAGUUGAAUGUUUUAUGGCCUUAAAAUAUUUCUCUUCCACCCAAAUAGAAGUCUUCUCUUCUAUUCCAAAUUCAGCCUUCUGAAAGAAAAGUCUGUUCUAUCAAGUGAGCCAGUAAUAAAGCAUUUUAUAUGAUAAAUGUAAUGUUAUGCUAUGUAUGCAAUCAUGGUACUUUUAUACACAAGGGAAUCCUUUGUGCAGCAACAAUCAGAUACAAAAAGCAUUGUUAUUAAAAUUAGCCAUUCCAUUUCCUUCCAGUUGAAAAUGACAAUAUUCUUGGUUGCCAAUUCAUAAAAAUGCUGAUAGUUAAUGGAGGUUGUUUUUUAGUGCCAACUAUUAUACCAGUGUCACCUGUAACCUGGACGUCUGUGCAGUCAUUUGCUGUGCAUAACAGCAUAGCCAGUGCUCAAAAGCAUUUCUGUUUGACACUAAGUUCCUUGUACUCAAUGAGCUUCAAUUUUAAGCAUUUGUAUAUAACCGAGAUGUAAACUAAUAAUUGUAUAUUACUGUACAUACCAUUACACAGACAUUGUUGGGUUUCGUAUUAAACAUUUCUUUAGGUGCA